Molecule: messenger RNA, 441 nt
Organism: Neurospora crassa OR74A
Lineage: Eukaryota; Fungi; Ascomycota; Sordariomycetes; Sordariales; Sordariaceae
Exons: 5
Coding region: 1-441 (146 amino acids)
Source: RefSeq, a predicted model, not a curated record
AUGGAUCAAGACCACCGACCAGCCCGACAGGGGUUCGAUUACAGGGUUGCUGGGCGCACUCUCAGUGGACAGAUGGAGGAUCCAGUUGCUCGGAUUAGACCCUCUUGCAACGUUGUCGGGGGUGUGUGGGAAAUUCUCCGGCAAGGGAGAGUGACAUGGGAAGUGGUUCCCGAUGAAAUGUGGCCCAAGUGGACCGACCGUCCGCAACUCCUCCUGAGUGGGUGUGGAGGGGGAGAAGAUCCUACUGUCCACUGUCUCACGGUCAGUCCCAGCGGAAGGGUGGUCCAAUGGACCGAUCCUAUCGAUGCGAAUCGUCGGCCGAUACGCAGACAGAGCGAGUUGGCUGAUUGCCAUGAUGCCAUGUUGGGCAGAAUUCGCAUGCUGGUUAGGAUGGAAUUGUUGGGCUUGUCGAGGAGUCAAAACCGGAAAGCGAGCGACUAA